Molecule: messenger RNA, 1443 nt
Organism: Echinops telfairi (small Madagascar hedgehog)
Lineage: Eukaryota; Metazoa; Chordata; Mammalia; Afrosoricida; Tenrecidae
Gene: KCNG2
Product: potassium voltage-gated channel modifier subfamily G member 2
Exons: 2
Coding region: 1-1443 (480 amino acids)
Biological process (GO): protein homooligomerization; potassium ion transmembrane transport
Cellular component (GO): voltage-gated potassium channel complex; membrane
Molecular function (GO): voltage-gated potassium channel activity
Source: RefSeq, a predicted model, not a curated record
AUGGUCCUGCUGCCAGCGCCCUCGGAGCAGCCCCGCGCCGGCAGCCCUGGCGGCGCCCGGCACGUCAUCAUCAACGUGGGCGGCUGCCGGCUGCGCCUGCCCUGGGCCGCGCUGGCCCACUGUCCCCUGGCCCGCCUGGCGCGCCUGCGCGCCUGCCGCGGCCCCGACGAAGUGCUGCGCGUCUGCGACGACUACGACGCGGGCCGCGACGAGUUCUUCUUCGACCGAAACCCCUGCGCCUUCCGCACCAUCGCGGCGCUGCUGCGCGCGGGCAAGCUGCGGCUGCUGCGCGACUCGUGCGCGCUGGCCUUCCGAGACGAGCUGGCCUACUGGGGCAUCGACGAGGCGCGCCUGGAGCGCUGCUGCCUGCGGAGGCUGCGGCGCCGCGAGGAGGAGGCGGCCGAGGCCGAGCGCGGGGCCGGCUCGGGCCGCACUUCCCAGGCCUCCCCGGAGUGCGCCCUGGCGGCCGGCGGGCGACUGGCGCGCGGCCGGCAGCUCCUGCGCGACGUGGUGGAGAACCCGCACUCAGGGCUGGCGGGCCAGCUCUUUGCCUGCAUCUCCGUCGCCUUCGUCGCCAUCACGGCCGUGGGCCUCUGCCUGAGCACCAUGCCGGACAUCCGAGCUGAAGAGGAGCGGGGCGAGUGCUCCCCCAAGUGCCGCAACCUCUUUGUGCUGGAAACGGUGUGCGUGGCCUGGUUCUCCUUCGAGUUCCUGCUGCGCUCCGUGCAGGCCGAGAGCAAGUGCGCCUUCCUGCGGACGCCGCUCAACAUCAUCGACAUCCUGGCCAUCCUGCCCUUCUACGUGUCGCUACUGGUGGACCUGGCGGCCGGCGGCCGACCCGGCGCGGGCGCGGGCCCUGCGGGCGGGAAUAAGCUGCUGGAGCGCGCGGGGCUGGUGCUGCGGCUGCUGCGCGCGCUGCGCGUGCUCUACGUCAUGCGCCUGGCGCGCCACUCGCUGGGGCUGCGCACGCUUGGGCUGACGGCGCGGCGCUGCGCGCGCGAGCUGGGCCUGCUGCUGCUCUUCCUGUGCGUGGCCAUGGCUCUCUUCGCGCCGCUCGUGCACCUGGCCGAGCGCGAGCUGGGCGCGCGCCGCGACUUCUCCAGCGUGCCGGCCAGCUACUGGUGGGCCGUCAUCUCCAUGACGACCGUGGGCUAUGGCGACAUGGUGCCGCGCAGUCUGCCCGGCCAGGUGGUGGCGCUCAGCAGCAUCCUCAGUGGCAUCCUGCUGUUGGCCUUCCCAGUCACCUCCAUCUUCCACACCUUCUCGCGCUCCUACUCGGAGCUCAAGGAGCUGCAGCGACGCGCCGCCAGCCUCGAGCCCACCCCGCGCGAGGACAGCACGCGCUCCCCGACCGAGGGCAGCGCGCACAGCCCCGACGGCCUCCUGGCGACCGCGGACGCAGGCAGUGCGGACGCAGGGCCAGGGCCCGAGCAGUGGGCCUGA